Messenger RNA from Carassius carassius (crucian carp), 1223 nucleotides. It is a transcript of the gene ppp1r3cb, whose product is annotated as protein phosphatase 1, regulatory subunit 3Cb. Gene Ontology annotation, molecular function: glycogen binding; protein phosphatase 1 binding. Bases 201 to 1154 code for a protein of 317 amino acids. Gene Ontology annotation, biological process: regulation of glycogen biosynthetic process. NCBI's taxonomy places the organism in Eukaryota, Metazoa, Chordata, Actinopteri, Cypriniformes, Cyprinidae. The record is from RefSeq and is a predicted model, not a curated record. Gene Ontology annotation, cellular component: protein phosphatase type 1 complex. The transcript has 2 exons.
AACGCUCUUGACUUUUGCAGUACAGCUGGAGCGCGAAGGGGGCGUGCUGCAGCAAUCGACGGUUCGUCAGGGGUUUUGUAGUCAUGGUGGUCGACACGUUGUUAAAUGAAGUUUAAAAUCACGUAGGGGAGAACUGUACUUGUUCAGAGUAUACCAGAGCAAACUGUGGCUGCCGUUUUGGAAACAAACAUCGGGUUUCAAUGAAUUGCACUAGGGUUCUGCAGAUACUAAACCCCAGGCCAAUGCCAAGUCCAAUUAUGCCUGUGGAUGUGGCAAUGAGAAUUUGUCUGGCACACUCGCCGCCUCUUCACAGUUUCCUCAGUUCAUAUAAGGACUGCAAGUCCAGGAGCCUAGUCAACCAAUACAAACCUCUGAGAUCCUGCAUCAGCUCCAAGACAGAUGUGAACACAGAUAACCUAGGAUGGAAGAGUCCUGAGACCAAAGCUAAAAAGAAAGUGGUUUUUGCUGACUCCAAAGGCAUGUCUCUGACAGCAGUCCAUGUGUUCAAAGAAUUUGAAGAAGACCCCAUGUUAGACCUGCAGUUUGAAUUAUCAGACCUGGAUGAUGCCAUUGUGGGCCUGAAAGCAGAGAACGAGAAAAAUUUGAUCUUGGAUUUCCCUCAGCCUGCUGCAGACUAUUUGGACUUCCGGAACCAUCUAAAGAAGAACCUGGUAUCCUUGGAAAACUGUAUAAUUCAAGAGAGAUUACUCACUGGCACAGUCAAAGUAAGCAAUAUAAGCUUUGAGAAAAUGGUAUAUGUGCGAAUAACAUUUGAGUCAUGGAAAAGCUAUGUUGACAUUCCUUGUACAUACAUGAAUAAUGUUUAUGGAUGUGAGGACGUUGACACCUUUUCGUUUUCCAUUGACCUUCCAAGUUAUGUGCCCCCACACGAGCAGGUGGAGUUCUGCAUAUCCUACAAAACUCACAAUACCACAUACUGGGACAAUAAUGAUGGAAAAAAUUACAAGCUGGUACAUGCAGAGAACAAUUCCAGCCAGAACAGUGUAAUCCAAAAGAUGACAACAGAUUUCAAGAAUCAAGGCAAACGGCCAGAGAUGGAAUUUGAUGAAUUCGGGAGCCCAAGAACAUCUACUGGAUUCUUCCCUGAGUGGCAGAGUUGGGGUCAUAUUGAGAACAACACCCCUUACUGGUGACUGGUCAAGACCCCCGAUAAACUUGAAGUAAAUGCUGUAACAAGGACAAAUGCAAAUAGUUUCAGAAUU